AUGUAUAGACCUAUAUUACGAAAUGCCAGUAGGCGAUUGGCAAAUGCGAGACCGGUAGCUAUCACUACUAGAGGUCUUGCUGCUCAUGCUACCCCGCAGCCAUUUGAUUGGAAAGAUCCUUUAAAUGCACAGAAUCUUUUUACAGAGGAAGAAAUAGCUAUCUCAGAAACUGCGGAGCAAUAUUGCCAGGAACGGAUGUUACCUCGAGUUUUGCAGGCAUAUCGAGACGAACAUUAUGACCGAAAGAUACUCGAAGAAAUGGGAGAAUUGGGGCUAUUAGGAGCUACGAUAAAUGGUUACGACUGUGCUGGUGUAUCAAAUGUUGCUUCGGGACUUAUUACCAAGGCAGUUGAACGAGUGGAUAGUGGAUAUCGAUCUGGAAUGUCAGUACAGUCUUCGCUGGUAAUGGGAGGUAUCGAUGAAUUCGGCACACAAGAACAAAAGGAGAAGUACUUGCCAAAAUUGGCAAAGGGGAAAUUGUUGGGCUGUUUUGGAUUGACAGAGCCGAAUCAUGGUAGUGAUCCUGGGUCCAUGGAGACCACUGCGAAACCUCAUCCAACAAAGAAGGGCUAUUAUUCAAUAUCCGGAGCUAAGACAUGGAUCACAAAUUCUCCAAUCGCAGAUGUAUUCUUAGUAUGGGCCAAGUUACAAGAGACUGGCAAGAUUAGAGGUUUCAUCAUCGAUCGAGCAGAUUGUCCACCGGGGACCUUGGAAACACCUGCUUUGAAAGAUAAAAAUGGACUUCGAGCUUCCUUAACUGGCAUGAUUCAACUCGAUGAAUGUCCAGUACCUGAAGCAAAUAUGUUCCAAGCAGUCGAGGGUCUUCGAGGACCAUUUACUUGCUUGAAUAGUGCAAGAUAUGGUAUUGCCUGGGGCAUGACAGGUGCGCUUGAAGAUUGUAUUGACCGAGCUAGAACAUAUGCUCUUGAACGAAAACAAUUCAAAGGCAACCCAUUAGCCAAAUAUCAACUCGUCCAGAAGAAGCUAGCGGAUGCCGUCUCGGAUGCGGCCUUUGGUACACUGGCUUGCGUUCAGGUUGGAAGACUCAAGGACAAGGGAGAAGCAGCACCGGAGAUGAUCAGUAUGAUUAAGAGACAGAAUUGCGAUGCUGCACUCCGGAAUGCGAGGACAUUACAGGAGAUCUUUGGUGGCAACGCUGCGAGUGAUGAGUAUGGUAUUGGAAGGCAUGUUUCGAAUUUGUUUGUCACCCAAACUUAUGAAGGACAGAGUGAUAUUCAUUGUUUGAUUUUGGGAAGAGCAAUUACUGGUAUUCAAGCAUUUUGUUGA
Molecule: messenger RNA, 1287 nt
Organism: Botrytis byssoidea
Lineage: Eukaryota; Fungi; Ascomycota; Leotiomycetes; Helotiales; Sclerotiniaceae
Exons: 3
Coding region: 1-1287 (428 amino acids)
Biological process (GO): fatty acid beta-oxidation using acyl-CoA dehydrogenase; fatty-acyl-CoA biosynthetic process
Cellular component (GO): mitochondrial inner membrane
Molecular function (GO): glutaryl-CoA dehydrogenase activity; fatty-acyl-CoA binding; flavin adenine dinucleotide binding
Source: RefSeq, a predicted model, not a curated record